UACAACAACCCUGUAAGGUUGGGGAAGUUGCUGGUCAAGGUGCCUUUGAGGUGGUUCUCCCAGCAUCCGGUCAGAUUUUGCACUCAAAGACGGAUGGCGAUGGGUUCGUGGACACCAAUGAUAAGGUGAAAAAAAUCUGCACUGGCCUCAGAGCGAACCUGAAGACCAAGAGCAAAUGGAAUCCCACAAAAGAAUUGGAAUCGUUUGCAAUCGUGGGUGCGCAGUCGUCAACAGAAAGCCAAGGGAUGGGCAAAUCAGAAACCAAUCCAUCAUUGCAGCGGGCUUCAGACCAUCAACCGUCAACACUGGUGCAGGUGCAAGAACGGCGAUCAGUACCGAAGCCGAAGUUGGAACAACCGCCAACGGUGAAACAGGUGCCAAAAGGCUGAUCAGCACCGGGGCCGGCAUUUGGGCAACCAUUAACGGUGGAGCGGAUGCCGGAGAUGUCAAAAGGCUGAUCAGCACCAAGGCCACCCUUCGUACAACAGUCAGUGGUGGAAUGGAUGCCGGAGGUGCAAAAGGGCUGAUCAGCACUGAAGUCGGAGUGCGGGCAACCGUCAACGGUGGAAUGGAUACCGGAGAUGCCAAAAGGCUUAUUAGCACCAAGACCGCCGCUUGUACAACAGUUAACGCUGGAUCGCUCUCUGAAUGUGCCCAAAGGCUGAUCAGCACCAAAGGCGGCAUUUGGACAACCAUUAAUGGUGGAGCGGAUGCCGGAGAUGCCAAAAAGCUGAUCAGCACCAAGACCGCUGUUUGUAGAAGAGUCAACGCUGGAACGCAUGCUGGAUGUGCCAAAAGGGUGAACAGCACCAAAGACAGUAUUUGCACAACCAUUGAUGGUGGAACGAAUGCCGGAGGUGCAAAAAGGCUGAUCAGCACUGAAGGCGGAGUUCGGACAACCAUCAUCGGUGGAACAGAUGCUGCAGGUGCAGAAAGGGCGACCAGCAGCACCAACGCCGGCAUCGAAGCAACAGUUAACGGUGCAACGGACGCUGGAGGUGCAAGAACAGCAAUCGGCAUCAAAGCCGGCAGCGGAACAACAACUGUUAACGGUGGGACAAAUGCUACAGGUGCAAAAACAGCAGUCAGCAUCAAAUCCAGCGUCGGAAAGAUCAUUCACAGUGCGACAAAUGCUGCAGGAGCAAGAACAGCUGUCAGCAUCAAAUCCAGCGUCAGAAAGAUCAUUCACAGUGGAACAAACGCUGCAGGAGCUAGAACAGCAGUCAGCAUCAAAUCCGGCAUCAGGACAAGUGUUAACGUUGGAACAAAUGCUGCAGGAGCAAGAAUCAGCGAACGACGAAGGCCCCAUUCCAGGGAGGCCCGCAUUCAUCAAGACGACCAGAGUUUGCUGGCAGUGGUGGUGGCAGCCCAGCAGCAUGGAGGCUACAGCUCUGGAGAGCCUCAUUGAGAUGGGCUUCCCCCAGAACAGAGCAGAGAAGGCCCUAGCGCUAACAGGGAACCAGGGCAUUGAAUCAGCGAUGGAUUGGCUCAUGGAGCACGAAAAUGAUCCCGACCUGGACGAGCCUUACGUGCCCCCCCAAGGCCACGUUCUGAGCACAGAGGAGCCCCCCGAGGGAAGGACGCCAGAGUCAGUGCAAAGUGGAUCAGAUCCCACGUUAGAGGAGCUGACGGAGGAAGAUAACCGACGCCCCCUGAGCGAAGAAGAGAAGCGGGAGCAGACAAAGAGGAUGAUGGAGCUGAUCACUCAGAAGCAGCGAGAGCGGGAGGAGCGAGAGAAGCGGGAGAGCAUUGAGCGGGAGAAGCAGCGCCGGAAGCAAGGCCAGGAGCUCUCCCUCAUCCGCCAGAAGCUGCAGGAGGACGAGAUGAAGAAGCUGGCCGAGGAGCGGCGCAAGGAGAAGCUGGAGGAGAAGUUGGCCAAGCAGCGGGUGCGAGAGAAGAUAGAGCGCGACAAGGCCGAGAGAGCCAAGAAGUUUGGUGGCGGCUGCAGCAGCUCUUCCCAAGGCUCCACCCUGCCUGAGCAAUCGGCCCCCAUCCCGGUUCCCUCGUCACCCAGCCAGGAACCCCCUGUCAAGCGAGAGUAUGAUCAAUGCAGGAUACAGGUGAGACUGCUGGACGGCACGUCGCUCACCCAGACGUUUCGAGCCAAAGAGCAGCUGGCCGCCGUCCGGCUCUACGUGGAGCUGAACCGCAAGGACAAUGGUGACGAGCCUUUCCACCUCCUCACCAGCUUCCCGCGGCGUGUCUUCACUGAGGAGGACAUGGAGAAGCCCCUGCAGGAGCUGGGUUUGGUGCCUUCUGCUGUGUUGAUCGUAGCGAAGAAAGGCAACAGCUGAAGUGGCUCUCCUCCUCGCUCUCUCAGCCCCCUCCUUCCCUUGCUGCCGGAGGUGACUCUCACCUGACCCAUGUGCUCUGUCUCUGGGGGGAGCGCACAUGCCAGCCCCUCCUGGUUUUCCUAACCAACUCUGCCCACAGAGACUCCAAAGCACCACCAUGUCUUGGGGCUGGGAUUCCGAAUCAAUGGUGACGAUCGGGGUGGGGUUGGAUGCGAUGGAGAAAAGUGUUGGGCUUCCCCUCCUGUCGGGGAGGGAGGGGCAAGGUUGCAACUUGACUUCCUCUCUUCAUGCCACACACACACCAUGAAUAAAACCUAUUCUCUCUUUC
Messenger RNA from Podarcis muralis (Common wall lizard), 2622 nucleotides. Lineage: Eukaryota; Metazoa; Chordata; Lepidosauria; Squamata; Lacertidae. The record is from RefSeq and is a predicted model, not a curated record.